AUGGUUUUCAUCAUGUUGUCGUUGGCGUUAAUCUUCGAAAGCACAUGGGCAGGUAUCCUAAACAUGAACUGCACGGAAACAGUCGGUGGUGUCGUUAAGUACGCUCCCUCUGCGACGAACUGCAUGAACAAAAUGUCAGACGCCAAUUGUCUUAUACUCUACCAGACUGCAGUGAAAGCUGGUGGAACAGAUGACCGAAAUCAAAAUUGUGGAGGAAAUCCUCCAGAUCCUCAACUCGUUAAAGCGGCAAUCGAGAUCUGUCCACAGACAUGCGGCUUCUGCUGCCUCACACCCGCCUACUUUUGCAACAAUAAAGCACAGCCGCGAGUUCCAUGCUCUUCAGUAACUACGGCAAUGUGCACGAAUCCAGCUUGGAGAAGUAUUCUUGAGGAGGACUGCCCGAAGACGUGUGGUUUUUGUGAUCAAGGAGUAAUGCUCUUCAUUUUGCUGUUCUUAUCCCUGGCUUGUGACGACGUUCAAGCGGGAAUCACUGAUCUGAAUUGUACGAAUUUUGUCGAUGGAGUCUUUAAGUAUGCCGAAUCGGCCGUGAAUUGCCGUAAUAAAAUCUCAGACGCCAAUUGUCUCAUCCUCUACGAAGCUGCAGUGGAAUAUAACACGGAGAACGAGCGAAAUGCAAAGUGUGGAGGAAAUCCCCCAGAUCCUCAGUUGGUUCAGGCGGCUAUCGACACCUGUCCAAAGACAUAACCGCGAGUACCAUGCUCAUCUGUGACGGAAGAAAUGUGCGAGAGUCAGGCCUGGAAAACUAUUCUAACGGAGGAUUGCCCGAACGUAUGUGGUUUCUGUGAUUCAGGACAUGCGGACUAUGUAAUACCUCAUCGACUACAUCGAUUCCCUGGACUCAAGUUCCUGGAAUCUACCCAGGACCACAAGGUUCGAGUACCAUAUGUGGAUCAAACCAGAAUUGCCCGACCUGGGUUCAAAAUGGAUUUUGCCAAAGUUCGUUCUACACGAAUGCACAAAAAAUGCAAUAUUGCGGUCGAGAGUGCCAGCUGUGCUGAGGCAGGAUCGUUCUUUAAGUGA
Messenger RNA from Haemonchus placei, 1041 nucleotides. The record is from the annotation of a GenBank genome assembly. Lineage: Eukaryota; Metazoa; Nematoda; Chromadorea; Rhabditida; Trichostrongylidae.